GUCCGGGAGCAGACGAAACUCCCCAUGUUGCUACACUACAUGGGCGCGGAAACGUACGACGUAGUUUCCGAUAAGUUGGCACCUGCUAAGCCUAAGGACCAGGCAUACGCCGCCAUUGUUAAAAUACUUGAAGAACACUUUAACCCCGAGCCGCUGGAAAUAGUGGAAUGUGUAAAAUUCUUGUUUCGGAGGCAAUGUGCUGAAAGAGAAGACGAAACAAUAAAUGAGUUUCUAGUAGCCCUCCGAAAAUUAGCCAUGACGUGUAAUUUUGGUGAUUAUUUGAAUAACGCACUCCGAAACCAGCUAGUAAUCGGAUUAAAAAGUGAUGCUAUACGUGCGCGUCUCCUAGAAGUUCGAGGCCUAACGCUAGAAAAGGCUCGAGAUAUUGCUGUGUCGAUGGAAUUGUCGGUAAAAGGGGGUUACGAAAUCCGAUCACUCCAGUGCAAAUCGGAAGUGAGCUUGGUAGAGCAUCAAUAUGCGAAAAGUGCCAGUGCUAGAUCAAGAAUCGCCAAACCUGGAACAAGUACGUCGGACAUGAAGAGAAAUGGCUGUUACCGCUGCGGAAAUGCGCAGCAUUAUGCUGAUAAAUGCCCUUACUUGAAUAGCUUCUGUCGGCAUUGUGGUCGUCGCGGCCAUUUGCAGAAAGUGUGCUUACAAAAAAACGCGAACAAAAGUGACACCAACCAAUUGGAGGAGAGCAGAAGAGAGAACGCGAGAGAAGAUGUACAAGCAGAAGAAAUAUGUGGGGUUUACAGUGCUGCCGAUUUCCGGUGUAAAGUCGGCAAAUUCUGGCUACAUCUGUCAAUUGAAGGAGUAAAAACGGAAUUCGAAAUUGACAGCGGCUCUCCGGUGAGCAUCAUUAGUGUUCACGAUCAACAACAGCUGUUUCCCACAAUGCGUUUGCAGCAACCCGAUCUCGAGCUAGUGAGCUACAGUGGAAAUGCGAUCGAACUGUGUGGUAUGAGUGCCGUUCGCGUAGAAUACGAGAAUAAAAAACACGAUUUGCUGUUGUACAUUGCGAAGAAUCGAAAACAUCCGCUGUUGGGCCGCAGCUGGAUGAAAGUGUUGAAACUAAAGCUAGAAAAGUUCUACGAUUGUGUGGGUGCAAUUUCGGAGACGGGACACACAUCCAAAAAUGCAACAGAUGCUGUAAAAGUGUUGAUAACACGGUAUGCAAAUAUUUUCGAGAAGUCAAUGGGCAAAAUUACGGGCCUUUUGGCGAAAUUGAAGUUGAAACCAAAUACGCAACCGGUGUACAUAAAAGCCCGACCAAUACCAUUUUCCAUAAAAAGUGCAGUUGAAGAGAAAAUAAAAAAAUUAGUGGAAGCGGGCGUUCUGAUUAAAGUAAAUCAUAGUGAGUGGGCCACACCAGUGGUCCCAGUGAAAAAGUUGAACAACAAAGUGAGAUUGUGUGGGGAUUACAAGCUGUCGGUAAACCCAAGCAUCCUGGUGGAUGACCAUCCCUUGCCUACUGUCGAAGAGUUGUUCGCAAAUGUUGCUGGGGGAGAUAAGUUCUCUAAAAUAGAUCUUUCCCAAGCAUAUUUGCAGCUUGAAGUAGAGCCGAAGGACCAGGAGAUCCUUACUUUAAGCACGCAUUUGGGGUUGUACCAACCGACAAGAAUGAUGUAUGGUAUCAGUUCGGCACCAGCAAUUUGGCAGCGGCUGAUUGAAGAAGUGCUGAAUGGGAUUGAAGGAGUCACUGUGUUCAUCGAUGACAUUCGUGUUACGGGGCCAAAUGAUGAAAUGCAUCUGCGACGUCUGGAAGAAGUGUUUAGACGAUUAAGUGAAUACAAUAUGCGAGUGAACCUUGAAAAGUGCCAGUUUUUUGCAAACCGCAUAGAAUACUGCGGCUACAUGAUAGAUCGUGAUGGUAUACAUAAAGUGCAGAAGAAAAUAGACGCUGUCCAGAACAUGCCUGUGCCACAGAAUAAAGACCAAGUGCGCUCAUUUGUGGGACUAGUAAAUUACUAUGGACGAUUUUUCCCACAUCUGAGCACCACGAUCUAUCCGCUGAACUGUCUAUUGCGCAACGAUGUACAUUUUCAAUGGACCAAAAAGUGUGAAGAAGCGUUUCGAAAAGUGAAAGAAGAGAUGCAGUCAGAUCGGUUUUUGGUACAUUAUAAUCCUGGAUUGCCGUUGGUACUUGCUACGGAUGCAUCACCCUACGGAGUCGGUGCCGUUUUAAGCCAUAUCUUUCCCGAUGGUACAGAGCGGCCGAUUCAAUACGCAUCACAGACUUUAAACGAAACGCAGAGGAGGUACAAGCAGGUUGACCGCGAAGCAUAUGCUAUCGUUUUUGGAAUACAUCACUGCAAUGCUGACGCUUUUUCAAGAUUGCCUGUCAGUACAAAGGCUCCAGAUAACGUCGUCGAGGAGGUAGAUCUGGUGGAAGUGGACAUAAUCGAAACACUUCCGCUAACGGUUGACGAUCUUUGUAAAGCGACUGCAAAAGAUGGUUCCGUCAAAGUGCUUAUACAAGGAUUGAAGAACGGUAAAAUAGUAGAAGCUAAAGACAGGUUCGGGAUUUCCCAAGAAGAAUUCAACCUACAGCAAGGAUGCAUUAUGCGAGGAAUUCGUGUAUACAUACCGUCUAGUUUGAGAGAACAGGUUCUCUCGGAACUACAUUCAACACAUUUUGGGAGUACUCGAUUGAAGACGCUCGCGAGGGGAUACGUCUGGUGGGAGCGCAUUGAUAAGGACAUCGAAGACAUGGUACGAAAUUGUGCAUCGUGUCAACUUACUCGCCCCGAUCCCGUUAAAGCGCCGUUGCAUUGUUGGGAGCAACCUAAUCAACCGUUUGAAAGGGUACACGUCGACUUUGCAGGGCCUUUCCUUGGCAGUUACUUUAUAGUGUUCGUGGACGCGUUUACAAAAUGGCCUGAGGUCAAAAUAUUGCGUGACAUAACAACAAAUACAACCAUUCACGCCUGUAGAGAGUUUUUUGCGACUUUUGGAAUACCGUCGGUACUAGUCAGUGAUCACGGAGUACAAUUUAAGUCAGCCGAUUUUCAGAGUUUUCUGAAACUUAACGGUAUCUUUCAUAAGAUGGGAGCCCCGUACCAUCCAGCGACAAAUGGCCAGGCUGAACGCUUCAUUCAAACCCUGAAAGGGAAAAUGAAAGCGCUAAAUUGCGACAAAUCUAGAAUGCACACGGAACUUUGUCAAAUUCUGCUGAGCUACAGGAAAACCAUACACCCUGCAACAGGAAAAUCGCCGUCCAUGAUGGUCUUCAAUCGUCAAAUACGUUCAAGGUUAGAUUUGAUGAUACCUGAUCCUAAGGCAAAAACCAACGAUCCAGAAAUCAAGAUACGAUCAAUUCCUGAAGGGGCGAGAGUUGCUGCUCGUGACUAUUUGGAUCGAACCAAAUGGAAGUACGGUCACGUUAUUGAAAAACUGGGCAAACUUCAUUACAACGUACAACUGGACGACAACAGAACCUGGAAACGACAUAUUGACCAACUGCGAGAAGUUGGAGCAAACUUAGGAAAGCCGGCUCAAACAUCUCAAGAGUUUCCGGAGCAUUUCGAUCCGAUUCCUACAAAAACAGCUUCGGAAAGAAAUGACGCCGUAGAAGAGUCAAGGGUUGAGUUAUCGACGGAAAACCUUUCGACUACCGCUUCGGGUGAUAUUCAGGAGCCGUCCAAUGCAGUCACUAUGGACUCCCCUGCUAUCGACCAACCAUUACUCAGGAGAUCCACUCGGAUUGGUCAACAACUCCAAAGGCUUAACCUGUAGGUACACAAUAUCUAAGGGGGGAAGAGCUGUCAUAUAUCCACACAUACAAAAUACAACAUUCACACCACCUGAUGUAUACACUACACAUUGACGACUUUGGGGCUCUAGCUUUCCCUCCAUUAUACUUGAUUGUCACUACGAUAAUAGUUACGGAACAGAAAACACGUGCGAAUUAUAAGUUCUCGAUAAGUUAGAAA
This is a messenger RNA of Uranotaenia lowii, 3932 nucleotides long. RefSeq lists its product as uncharacterized. The record is from RefSeq and is a predicted model, not a curated record. Bases 25 to 3735 code for a protein of 1236 amino acids. Lineage: Eukaryota; Metazoa; Arthropoda; Insecta; Diptera; Culicidae. Gene Ontology annotation, biological process: DNA integration. Gene Ontology annotation, molecular function: zinc ion binding; nucleic acid binding. The transcript is spliced from 2 exons.